GCAGCGUCCGUCCCAGCCUGCCGGCGGCGCCGGGCCUCGGCGUUAGCUCGUACCGGGGCUGCGAGGGCAACGGGGCGGCGGGAGGGUCCCGCUUCACCGCUCGCCGCCCGGCAAUACCCGCGGGGUGGCGAGGGGGCUCGGGCCGUUCCCGGGCAGGUCCCCACCAGGAGGGUCCUGGGUUGCAGAGCCCGGCCCGGCAGUCGGGCGCGCUCGGAGCCGCGGCUGGAACGCGAACUCCCUGCCCGGGUGGGGAGAGGCGGGACCCGGCUGCGGGUGCCCGGGGGACGCAGGGACUGGCUCACCCGCCUCUGCCCUGGGCUCCCGCACUGACCCUUUGGGCACGUCUACGAGGUCUGUGCCCCGGCUGCUCGGGCGGGAGGCACUGGAGAGCCCCGGGACCGUGGUCCCUGGGCCGGCACUGCCCGGCACCCCCGGCUCUGCUUUCGCUGGGCUGGGGUCGAGUUUGGUCUCACCCGUGUGCCCCACGUGUCCGCUCCGGCCUCCCAGGGCCUUGCGGGGCGGGUGCCAGCCCCGCGUCACACGCGGAGUCCGUUUCUGCCCGCCGGCACUCCUCCUGCCAGGGGCAGCGCGGCGGGAUGCCGGGUCUCCGCCCUCUCCGCCGGUGCUCGCAGGUGCCCAUGGGGGUCUCCGAGCAUCGCCCCGCUCUGCCGGGCAGGACCCGCGGCUGCAUGGCUUGCGCAGUUAGCAGUGGCGAGCGAGACCCCAGCACAGCCUCCUUCACAAGCGUCUACUCCAGGAGCUGAGACCCUCACCCCGGGGUCGGGGCACCCUCUGGCCCUGUGCGGAUGCGCUUCGCGAGGGGCUUCUGCCCUCCUGGGGACCCGGUACGGUCCCCGGGGCACCCGCUCCCCAGCGCCCUGGGCACAGCGGGAGCGGCGGGGCCCUCGCCGGGGUCUGCACGGCCAGCAUGGAGCAGCGAGCAGAGCCACCAGAGCAGAGAUCUGCAGGACCCACCACGCACCCACAGCCCAAGGAGGGGACACUGUGGGGGCUCCUCACCAUCCUCUCACUGCUGGCUGGGCUGGCUGCAGGCACCCUGCGAACCCCACACUGCAACGAGACGCUGGAUGCAGCCCCAACGCCACGGAGCAUGGCCACUGCCAGCCCGGCUGUGGAGGAUGCCCUGGAGGUACCGCUUGCUGCAGCCUGGAGCCAGCUGUAUGGGGACAACGCGACGACGAGUGGCCCAGGUGCUGCAGAGCUAGCAGAGGACCUGCUGCUGCGUGCCGAGCGCUCGCCACCAGGCACUGGCAAAGCCAAGAAGGGGGCAAAGAAACCUUCCCGGGGGGGGCGUGGGCGCAACUGCCACAUCCGCAACCUGAUGGUGAAGGUGCGAGACCUGGGCCUGGGCUUCAACUCGGACGAGAUCGUGCUCUUCAAGUACUGCAGCGGGUCCUGCCACCGGGCGCGCAGCAACUACGACCUGACGCUGGGCAGCCUGCUGCGGCAGCAGCUCAUCACCCCGGGGCCACAGGAGCGGGUCCUCAGCCACCCCUGCUGCCGGCCCACUCGCUACGAGGCCGUCUCCUUCAUGGACGUACAGAACACAUGGCAGACAGUGGAGAAGCUCUCGGCGGCCGAGUGCAGCUGCAUUGGCUGAGAAGGGGGCAUCCAGCUCUGCUCCCGCUCGACGCAGGCUGGCAGACCCCGGAUUGCCAGCAGAUCCCGUCUUGCCGCACACAGUGGCGCUGGCGCUCAGAGGAAGGGUGUAGCAGAGGCCGGUGCCCCCGUUUUUACGUGGCCACGAGGGACCGAGGGGAGAUGGAGCCGUGACGGGGAAUGGGUGGCUGAGCCCCAUCCUGCUCAGUGCCAAGCAGCUGGUGCCACCGGCUACGUGGGAUCCUGCCCCAGUGCGCCCUGGCUCAGCCCUGGGAGAGGAGCUGGAGGGGGUAUGGAGCAUCCCUGCAGCUUACAGGGGUCUGCCAGCCCAGCGUCCACCAGCAGCACCCAGCUUGCCUGCACCCUUCCUGGACUGCUGCUCCCGCACCCCUACUUUAGAGGAUCUGGGGACAGGCAUCACCCAAGCUUCAGGGUGGGACAGAAAGACGACAAAACCUCCCUGUCCCCUCGGGCACCCUGGGAGUGGCGGCGGCUGGAGCUGCCCUGCAGGGAGGAGGCAUCCCUGAGGACAGGGGUGCAGCGGGGUGGGGGAUCUGCACCCCAUGUGCUUCACAGACACCCAUCGGCUCCCGGGGGGGCGGCAGGGACCCCCCACCGUGCUGCAGCACUAAACUAUUUAUUACUCUAAAUUAUUUAUUUAUUGUUCUCGAGCAGCAGCUCCUAUUUAUGACUUUGGGCCCCCGGGGGCCGGGUGUAAUUUAACCCCAGCGCUGCUGCGAAGCCCCGGGCAGCGCCCCGGCUCCGCGCCCCCAGCCCCCGUUUUGUUUUCUACUAUUUGUAAAAUGGGAGGGAUAAACUCUAUUUUUGUACAGCCGCCUUUUCCGGUAGCAAUAAAGCGAUGGGCCGCGCGUCCAGCCCCUG
Molecule: messenger RNA, 2502 nt
Organism: Pezoporus occidentalis (night parrot)
Lineage: Eukaryota; Metazoa; Chordata; Aves; Psittaciformes; Psittacidae
Gene: ARTN
Product: artemin
Exons: 4
Coding region: 929-1621 (230 amino acids)
Biological process (GO): peripheral nervous system development
Molecular function (GO): glial cell-derived neurotrophic factor receptor binding; receptor tyrosine kinase binding; growth factor activity
Source: RefSeq, a predicted model, not a curated record